Lactuca sativa (garden lettuce) is the source of this 1132-nucleotide messenger RNA. RefSeq lists its product as uncharacterized. Gene Ontology annotation, molecular function: translation initiation factor activity; RNA binding. Gene Ontology annotation, cellular component: eukaryotic translation initiation factor 3 complex; cytoplasm. Lineage: Eukaryota; Viridiplantae; Streptophyta; Magnoliopsida; Asterales; Asteraceae. The record is from RefSeq and is a predicted model, not a curated record.
UCUUCAUCUUAUUCACAUUACCACUUCGAAUCUCCUACCCUAAUUUUCCCGCAGCAACAAUUCUAGCAGCUUCGCAGACAUGGCUCAAAAACCCAGAUGGGGAGAAUUGGAGGAAGAAGAUGAUGGCGGUGACUAUGACUAUUUGUUGCCGCCGAAACAGGUUAUUGGACCCGACGAACACGGCUUGAAGAAGAUUAUUGAGUACAAAUUCAACGACGAAGGUAAUCGGGUUAAGAUUACCACCACCACACGCGUCCGUAAACUCGCCAAUGCUCGGCUCAGCAAGCGCGCCGUGGAGAGGCGUUCUUGGCCCAAGUUCGGUGAUGCCGUUCAAGAGGACGUCGGCGCCAGACUCACCAUGGUUUCAACCGAGGAAAUCAUCUUUGAGCGACCUAGGGCUCCAGGUACAAAAGCUGAAGACUCAAAUGCAUCUGGAGACCCAUUAGCCCAAAUGUCGAAAGGAGGAGCUGUAUUGAUGGUAUGCAGGACAUGUGGGAAGAAAGGAGACCAUUGGACCUCAAAGUGCCCUUACAAGGACUUGGCUCAGCCUACUGAGUCCUUCUCUGAGAACCCAAACCCUUCAGACUCAUCAGCCACAGGUGCAACCGGUGCAACCAAGGGUGCAUAUGUCCCACCCACGAUGCGUGCAGGUGCGGUUCGAACCACUGCUGGUGCAGACAUGAGGCGGAGGAAUGAUGAGAACUCGGUUCGGGUCAAUAACCUUUCAGAGGACACCCGUGAGCCUGAUUUGCUGGAGCUGUUCAGACCUUUUGGGAAUGUUUCUAGGGUUUAUGUGGCUAUGGAUCAGAAGACUGGAAUGAGCAGAGGGUUUGGGUUUGUUAAUUUUGUCAGGAGGGAAGAGGGGGAAAGAGCUAUUGCUAAGCUUAAUGGUUAUGGUUAUGAUAACCUUAUAUUGAGUGUUGAGUGGGCUGCUCCCAGGGCAAAUUAGUCUUUUUUGAUUUUCGUGAAUUUACAUUUGCGUUUCUUCUUUAAAAUUUCCUACCUACAUUGUUUGUAAGCAAGAUUUUUGGGAGUUAUUGCUCAUGUUUUGAUGUGCAUUAAAACUUGUGAUAAGAUAGUAGACUUUUUAUUUGAGUUGUUUAUUUAAUCAAAGUCCUUAAAACAUUUGACA